AGCCAGCUCAUCUUUGAUUUUAGAAGACAGCCCUCGCCGAAAAAUUCCACACAGCGCUGCGUCACCAAAUCCGCACUCUGCCGCCAAAAUGCGGAACUGAAUGGAGUAGUCAGCUGCGGACAGAUCGCCCUGAAAAAAAUCCAGCAGGCGGCUGGCUGCCUCCUUGCCUCUAACCGGGUGAUCAAAAACUGUCACGAACUCCGCCUCAAAAGUUUCGAAUGAAUUACGGAUCGCGGGCCUUGUGUUGCUUACCGCCAUGGCCCAUGUAGCUGCUUUACCGUGAUUAUCAGACGACAACAUGCCCAGCAAGAGGAAGAAGAACCUGCGACGCAUGAGGAGAGCAAAAGCGCAGAGACGAGCGCUGGAGGAACGCAGCACCUGUGGCUCACCCGCAAAAUCUUUGCCCGCAGUUGCCCUGAAACAGCCUAAAAAGAACAAGGAAAGUGCCCAGGUCCGACCUCAAGUCCUAGAAUCGAUCCCAGAACUGGUGCCACCUGGAGAGAUCAGUCAAGUCAAGCCUGAAGUCUUUGCACAGGAACCCGUGGCAGAAGCAAAUGAGCCAACCUCUGAACCGGAACCAGAACCAGCCAUCAGACAAGAGGGCACCCAGGCAGAGAAGCAACUGACUAAGCCAGAACAAGAACUCAGAUCUGCACAGGAAGUGGUUUCCAAUGCAACAAAACCCACAACUGUGGAAAUAAAGUCAGUAGAACAGGUUAUAACUCAAGUACCAGAACUGGUCAGUUGCACUUUCGACCCAAAACCAGCAAUUGCAGCAGAACUGGUCAAUAAGGUGGAGCCAAAAACGGAAGAGCAAGUCAUAGGCAAUGUAGCAGAAUGGGUCAGAUGCACCUUUGAAGCCGAACAACCAAUAGAAGCAAAACCGGCCGUAAAGCUGGAAACCGAAUUUGUAGAGCAGGUAGUAGCCAGUGUACCAGAAGUGAUCAGUUGCACAUUUGACCCAGAACCAGAACAAGUGGCAGUCAAAAAGGUGACAGAGGAGGUCGUCUCUUGCACGUUGAACCCUGAACUGGCCAUCAAGGUGGAAUCAGGGUCGAUAGAGCAGUGCGUUUCCAGUGUACUAAAACUAGAAGGUUGCAAUGUUGACCCAGCAUUGAUAAAGCAGACCUUACCAGGUGAACCAGAACAAGUGGAACUCAAAGCAAUCCCUGAACCAGAACCCAAAGAGGUCUCCAUGCCAAAACCAGUUGUUGAAAUGGAACAGACUGUUCAUCAGGUAGCAGAACAGGUCGUCACCUGCUCACUCGAUUCAGGACCAGGGACUGAAGCAAUCGAACCUGGGCAGGUCGUUGUCCAGAAAAUAGAACCAGACCUAGAGGUUGUCGCCUGCAUACCUCAAAAAGAACCAGCAGCUGAAGGCGAACCUGUUGCGGUUAAAAGUGAAUUGGAAUCGUUGGAGCAGCUUGUUGAACCUACCACUGAAGAACCUGCAGAAAUCCAAGAGGAAAUACAAUUGGAGACUGUGCUGAAGGUCACCUAGUUCCAGAGGUCUAUAUUAUAGGACAGACCUUCAACACACCCCUUUUUUAUUCUCGAUAACGCACGGUUAUUUGGUGGACUGGAAGACUUCAUGCAAAUGAUCCAUGUGACUUUUGUUUUUAUAUUCCAGGCUUAGAACAGGAAAUUAAUGGAGCUCACGCUUUUAAGUGCCUUUGUUCCUGUUCAGAACCUCCGCUCCCUGUCCCCGUUUCCUUACGCCCCUCCAAACUGCCCCAGGCAAAGGCUUGAUCAGCCAGGUUUACCCCAGUGGGACUGCAUUGUGGAACUUCAGGCACGUCAUGAUCUGUGAAUCGUUUAGAGUGAAAGACAAACAUGCAACUUGGACCUUUCCGCUCAAAAAAAAAAAAAAAAAAAAAAAAAAAAAAGGAAGGACAUGCAUGCCUAUUUUCCACUGAACAGUACAGUUUAGUACCCUCAUAGUUUGGUCUUUUGUGAAGAAAUGCUUUAAAAAAACGCCCUCGAUACAACUUGUAUCUUCUAGUAAAACCGAAAGAACUGGUCAAGAUUUACAGUGUAUCAAACUGAACCAGACUGUUUGGAGGAAAUGAAGCUUUAGUGUACUAGAAUCUAUUUGCUACAAAAUAAAAACACAUUUCUGUUCCAUUUUUUUCCCCUUCUAUUCUUUUGGUAUCAUGCAUUGUUAGUUCUAUUGUUGGGAUGGGGGAUGUCCACCACAUAUUUGGUAGGGUUUUGUUUCGGAACUUUUGAAAUAAAGCUCUUAAAACUGCAGAUCCUUUUUUGUUGUUGUUUAGUAAAACACAAUAUGCUCAGAUUGGGCUAUUAAAUGCUAAUCCAAGAGCAUUUUGCCAACUGGCCCAAGCAUAUUUCUUCAGAGGUAAUUGUUUUGCUGAAAUGUAAAGAAGUACUCUGGUGUAUUGGGUAGAGAUCGACAGAUAAGGGUAUUUCAGGACCAAUACCGAUUAUUAGUAGUUAGAGGGGGCAAUAACUGAUUUUUUUGAUAUUUGCAGUAAAAUUGUAUAAAUUGGCGUACAAUUCAUCCAAACAUUGAUGCUUUGUGUUCGGAGUUUCUCACACAAGAAAACUUCGUCUUACUGGUUCAGUGUAAUUAUUCCCCAACUCAGCGGUCAUGGGUUCGAUUAUCCGCCCUGAUGACCUCGUCUAAGUAUCCUUGAGCAAAAUGCUCGAUCCCACGUUGCUCCUGGUACUGCGUCACCAGUAAGUAGAUGAAGAUAUAGAGUGAAGCGCUUUGAGAGCCUUAAAAAGGUGGAAAGGCGCAUACAAGUGUAACUCGCUUUACCAUCACCAUUCAUCCCUGCGCUGUCAUAUGUACUUUGCGUUCCGGCACCUUAUGAUUUACAAAUUAAGCACUGCAUUUAACCAAUCAGAGGACGAGGUGAAAAAAAAAGGCCGAUACACGUCAAAUUUCCAAAUAUCUGCACCGAUAAUCGGUCCAUCUCUAGUGUAAUAUAUAUAUAUAUCCUGUUAUUUAAAUGAGAAGUUUCAGUACAAAAAAAUGACAUUUAAAAACAUUGCCAAGAUAGGCUGAUACAAAUUUAUAGUAAUUUAAUAUGUGUACUAAGUGAUUAAAUACAUUUUAAAAAUGCAAUUUUAUUUUGAAAGUAACAAUUGGAAUAGAUUAUUUAUACUCAAAAUCCGAUGAAUCAGACUUGGUUGCAAAAAAAAAAAAAAAAUGUGAUUGGGGCUUGCCUAAAUUGAGAUCAAAAUCUAUUUUUGUACUAAGGAAACAAAGUCAGUAAAAAGGAAAAAGACGUUUCCUUCAGAGGCUUUAAUCAUUUGCUUUUGUUCUUACAUUCAUAUUCAUUAGGUAUGACAAUUUCUUCUUGUACAGUGAAAUACUGUAUUGAUAUUCUCCUGCAUUAUACCUAUGAUUAUAUUGUCAAAUCAAAUAAAAAAAAGACAAAAUGCAUGUAAAAAACAAGCAAAAUGUAUGACACAAUAGGAAUUAUAUAUUUGUGUAAAAAAAAAAAAAAAAAAAAAAAAAAAACAUUGUUAUUCACCUUUGGAAUGAAAUCAUGAAAGAAUCCUCGGACAUGUCCCUGUCACCCUCUAAUUAUAUAUUAUCAUAUGAAAAUCUAACCAAUACUUUUUUGAAUUCUAAUUCUUUUUAAUUAGGCAUGAAGAGAAUGUCCAAAAACUAAUAAUAAUAAUAAUAAAUAAGAACAUGAUCGGAUUGGUCCAUGAGGUAAAAAUGUGAGCGAGCUAAAAAGAUGGAAGUCAAUUAACAAGCGUGUCAUGUUAUUCUUAGAAAACACACACAAGCACGCACGUAUACACACACAUAAAUCUGUCACUCAAACAUCAUCUUCACAAAGUCACUUGAUGGGUGUUUUGUAUUUACAAUAAUUAUACACACAAUGGACCCCUCCAAAUAUAUAUAACGCUCACCCUGUUAUGCUUCAUGACAUUAAUCAGAAAUCAGCAUAGCAGAGCAGAGCAUGAGGCUGACAGGUUAACCUACGGCUUUCAAGAUAAACUGCUUUGAUUUCGGAGGGUUUUAAUAGUUAGCAUGACACUAAUUAAAUGUUCGCCACCCUCCAUUUUUUAAGAGCCUUGCUUUUAAUGGCUAGCCACAAAGCAUUACACAAGCUGGUGGGUUGGGGGGGGAAAAGGUGCACUUUGUAUUUGUGGGUGUUGCUUUUUUUAUUUAUUUUUUUAAAUAAGAUAUUAGCACUAUGCUAACUGGUGUACGAUUGCGUGUGCCAACGAUAGUAAUAAAAGCAUCACAUGUGGUGUUUAGCAGCCAUUUUGUACAUGUGGUCUGCAAUACUGACAGGCAACAUAUCAACUGUUACUAUUUUAUCUUGAAGUCUCUUUUGUGUGUAAGAUUAGUUACGAUUCAUCAGCAUUUGGGAAUUCCUUGCUCGCUCUCCGAUUGUCACUACUGGCAGUGUUAGUGGCAGAGUUUUUUCUAUUUUUCACAAGUGUAGCAAGGAUGUGGAGCGUGAAAGGGGCAUAACCUCUCAGACACAACCUCUCCCUGCCCCUCCCCAAAAAGACCCAAUGUGGGCUCAGCCGUGUCCACUAAGGCUCGAUUUUUGUUCGAAUCCAGUCCAAAUCUAGACUGGUUUUCUGUGUGUCAUUUUUUAUUGUUUUUCUUUCCACUAAAAGAGAGCUUUUGAUCCCUGGUUCUCAAACUCAGACCAGGCGUCGUUGAGCUCCAUGAAGAUCAUUUUCGCGUAGUCCUCAUAUGGCUUGCCCGUCGCCUGUAGGGGAUGCAUGUUGAGUGAAAACAAGAAGGAAGAGGAGACAAAAACGUGACUGGUCGAUGUGAUGUCAUAAAAUGUCAAACAUUUAGCUCAUUAAUCGUCAGAGGUGGGUAGAGUAUCAAAAAUUUUACUCAAAUAAGAGUAGCGUUACCUCAAAAUACCAUUACUCAAGUAAAAGUAUUCUUCCAAAAAAUGUACGCAAGUACAAAUAGAACAUGGGUGUCCAAACCUGUCCGCAAGGGCCGCUGGUUUUUGUUCCUACCAAUCGAGCACAGACAGUUUAACCAAUGAAGUUUGGACUAAAACAAGCAGCACCUGACUGCAAUCAAAUGAUUACACUUGUGAGACACCAGAUUGGUGAAGAGAUGUCAUCUUGUUUUGUAGGAAUGAAAUCCAGCACCCACUGCGGCCCUAUGUGGAAUAGUUUGGACACCGCUGAAAUAGAAAGUAUCCAGUGAAAAGAAUAUUUAAGGGUUUAAUGAGCAACAUUUUGACAAUCUAUAUGAACUGUUGUUUCAUGAUACUGUACAAUAACCCAUUACAUAACCACAUUAAGCCAAAAAAAAAAAAAAAAUCAUUAAAGACAGAGAGAAAAAAUAAACAAACAGUAAUGAAGCAUUAUUCGUCCAAAGAGCAUGAGUGCCCUGUCCUCUAGUGGAGAAAAUAGUAACUAGUUUGAGUAGUGAAUACUGUAAUUCCUUCAUAGUUGUUAUUAGUAUGAAAUUAAAAGGAUCAUAUCUCCGGUUUUCCGUGGUCAGUCGGUGCCAAAUAAAAACUGGAAGAGCGUUUUAAAUCCGCGAUUUCGAUUCACAUUGAGGGCAGCGCUCUAUGUCAAAUACUUCAUUUUUUACGGUGCUUUAAAAAGGCAUGAUUGAACAGGCUUGCGUGAUCAUGAACGGCAAGCUUGCGUCUGAUUGGUAUAAUGGAGUCAUGUGAUUAAUGUUGCGAUGUCUCAUUGAUAAAAUUACCGUAGUAGCGCUACUCUUGGCAAUAGCUUCGCUAGCGAAAAAAAAAUCUAAUAUGUAGUAUAAAGAGGAAAAAUGUAACGGCCCUUGCUCUUGUAUAGCCCAAAGUAGCGGAGUAAGAGUAGCGUUUUUUUUCUUCACAAAUCUACUCGUGUAAAACUUAUGGCUUAGUAAAACUACUCUUGGAAGUGCAUUUUUUUUUCAAAAAGUUACUCAAGUAAAUGAAACUGAGUACAUGUAACUAGGGAUGGGAAUUGAUAGGAUUUUUACGAUUCCGAUUCCAUUAUCAAUAUUGCUUAACGAUUCGAUUCUUUAUCGAUUCUCUUAUCGAUUCUAAUUUGGGGAAAAAGAAGAACAAACGUUUUGAUUGGCAUCGAGUUUAAUCAGAAGUCACAAACUUACAAACUCACAACGAGGUCAAAAGAGGCCCAAAACCCCAAUAUUAACUGUGGCAAUAAGUGGCAAAUGCACAAGAAUGUGUAACAUUUUACUGAAACAUUUUUCUAAUAGAAAUAAAAACUAUGAAAAUGAAUGAAUAUUGGCAUAUAGUUCGUUUUUCUGCCGUUGGCAAUAUGUGUUAAAGCAGGGGUCCCCAAACUUUUUCCUGUGAGGGCCACAUAACUUUUAACUGAUGAGGGGCCGGGGUCAGUUUGAACAGAACACAGAAAAAGUGUGACGAUUGCAGGAGUGCCGAAAUGUAAAAAAAAUAUUGCUUUUCAGAAAGCUGCAAUCAAAUAACCCUUUUUGGAUUCUUUACAGAACAAAAGUAAAUAAAAUAAAAAUAAUAAUAUUAUAUAAUAAUAAUAGAUAACAAUAACACUAUUAAUCAACUAGAUAAUAACCAAAUAACCCUCUCUGAGUUCUUCACAGAAAAAGGCCAGAAAAUAAAUAACACUAUGAAGAAAAAAAAAAAAAAAAAAAUUUUAUGCUCUCUGGUAUUGUUCAGGGGCCGGACCAAAUGUGGGGGCGGGCCGUAUCCGGCCCGCGGGCCGUAGUUUGGGGAGCCCUGUUAAAGUGUAUUAUUUACCAGUAUAUUGAAAUGCAUUAGUUUUUAUGGCGCUUUCAUGCUCAUGUGGGGGCGCCCUUGCGCUUCCUCACGCGAAGAAGAACGCGUUCAUGUGAAGAAGAGCGCGCUUACACGCGAAGAAGAAAUGCCGCAUCCAAGCGAGUGAGCGAGUUCGGGAGAGAGGGGAAACACUGCUACGAGCCUACGUUCUUUUUUAAUGUUUGUAAAAUAUCUACAGAGUCAACGCUUGUAUGUAUCAUCUUUUGUGUUGUUGUUGUGUGCUUCCACUCGCGAUCGGACACUUAAAUCCAGUUGUGUAGUAGUUUGAACGAUGUACUAAUGCUAGCAAACGCAUGCUAACCGUUUAGCUGUAUUAGCAGCUAAUCAUCGCUGAUUUACGUUGAUGCAAACCUGUUUGUUAUUGGGGACGAAACUGAUUAGUUUCAUUUCUAUUUUUAGUUUCACUCUUCAAGUGAUGGUUGAAUAAAGUCAGCAAAUUAUACCAACGUCUUCUGUAUCCUCAUUUGGGAGUUUAGCUAGCUAUAUAGCCAGGACUAAGCCUUAGCGUCUCUGUGAGGACAGUACAGUCUUAUUCCCUCCCGAUGCAGUUAUCUCCACCUUGCAAGACUGCAAGUCGUUUUGUUGUAAUUUUUCCUUGUGAAGUAAAGACACACUUUCGAGCGUUUGAACCUACGUGCUGUCAUUGUUAUGUUUACGGCUGCAAUGCUCGUGCUAAACCAUUGUAACCUUUCAUUUUCACCCUCAUUCCUGGUGAAGUGUAGCCAAACUUUGGAGCGGGUGGUUCUUGGCGCCAUGCUAGUUUGAUGCGUCUGGACAACAAGACACGUCACAACGCAAUAUGCGUCUUUAGGAAUCGUUAAAGGGAUCGUUCAGGCUUUUUCAUUGUGAUGUCGAGGCCUCAAAACACAAGGAACCGGUUCUGAAUUGGAAUCGGAUUUCGAUUCCCAUCCUUACGUAACGCGUUCCUACCCACCUCUGUUAAUCGUUCGGCUAAAUUGACAACUAUUUAAAAAAAGGAAUAAUCAUUUUUUAGCCUUUCCAGUGAAACCAAGCACUUGUCCGAAAAUGAAUUAAAAAUACUUUUUGCGGUCCUUUUUGGAGCUUUCCACUGUUUAAUGUCUAGCGAAACCAAAUGGUGUUUAUAGCGCACCUUAUCUGGAUGGACAACUAGGACAGCCUUCCUGUAGAACCUCUUCACCUGGUCAGGCGUUACCAGGUCGGCCAUGCCGACCGGCUUCCAACGGUUCUCGCCCUCCCACAGCACCGUGUGUAACGUAGACAGCAGCGCUCGGAUGUUCCUUUCCUUGCCCUCGAUCCAGUCCAAGAUCUAACGAGAGAAGGAUUAAACGUCACCUAAACAAACGUGGUGAUGGGAAAACAGCUCUCAAAGUGAACAUCACGUCACUGUUGAAAGCAACUGUUGAAGAGAAGUCAUAUUGGAUCUUGACUAUAGUUUGCCAAAAAGCAUGUGAAAGACUCCAUGAUCAGAUUCUUUGGUCUGAUGAGACCAAAAUUGAGGUUUUUGGACAUCAGACAAGAUGUAAUGUUUGGCGGAAACCAAACACUGUGCAUCACCAAAAACACACCAUCCCCACUGUGAAGCAUGGUGGUGGCAGCAGCAUCACGCUAAGGACCUGGAAGAUAGACUGCAGAAUGAAUGUUGCAAAAUACACUGAAGUCCUGUGGAACAAUCUUCUUCAGUCUGCAACAGAACUACAGCUUGGGAUAAGAUAAAUACUGCAAAAGCUACACAGGAAUGGUUAAAAAAAGAACCAGGUAAAUGUUCUGGAGUGGCCGAGUCAAAACCCAAACCUCAAUCCUAUAGAAACAUGCCAUUAAGGACACUGUCUCAACUUUUUAACAUUGCCAUUCUCUCUAAUAAAUUACCUUAUUUUCCUCUGACGCUCAAGACACACACUUUCUUCUACCCAGACAUAUUUCACCAGUAAAAAAAAUAAAAUAAUUUGGAGUUUUAAUUCUACAUAGCAUAAUCUACAGAAUGUGCCUAUUUAAUAUGGUGAUAAUACUCUAAUCACUCCAUAAAAACAAUCUACACAUGGGUCCUUAAUAUGGUAAUUGAUGCUCGGAACUUUGGCUGUGAUGAUGCAUAUGAGUUGAUACUUCCGCGAAGCACCUUCGAGAGAUGUGCUGCGUUCAUGUGUGUCUGGAGAUCCGACAUCCCAAGUUGGAAAAUCAUUCUUAUGUGCUGUAAAGUCAUAAUGUGGGAUGAAAACAUGGUUGCUAACUUGCUACAUAGAAGAGUAGCCUAUUUUAAUGCUCCAACCAGUGUUGUUUUCGUCAACGAUGACGACAACGAAAACAGACACAGCAGGAAUAUUAUUUUACUGCAUUCAGUGUGUAACUCUCACCAAAAUAAAGCUAGUGUUGUGAUAAUAAGUGCUUACAUGACUGUCAAUGUUCAUUCGAAAUUGUUGGAAACCUUUUUUUUUUUUUUUUUACUAAAACUUGUGUGUUCGGCAACCAAUACUAGUCAAAAAUUUUUUGAGUACACUAAAACUUGUUGGACUAUUCGUUGACUAAGACUAAAACUAACACAUUUUGAAAUGACUAAAACAUGACUAAGACUGAAAAGUAUUUUCGUCCAAAAGACUUAAGACUAACACUAAAAUUAAAAUGGCUGCCAAAUACAACACUGGCUCCAACGAUACAUGACAAGUUGAGUGCCUGUUUGGCGCUUUUUAUAGACAUCAUGUGACAGAGAUUCUUUUUCUCGAUUACUCCAACAACACAUGAAUGCAGCAUCAAUAUUACGGGCGUGUGCCAAAGUGCCAAUCAUACAAUCGACAGUGCAAAUGAAACUUUCUCACUUGCUAUACAGGUUAGUGCCAGAUAAACCACCCAUCCUUGAUGUUCUGUAUUGAUGUUUGUUUGGUUGCCUAUUCCUAUGAAUUUAAAUGCUUCAACUUUACUCUUGUACUCUUCAGGCACUUAACUGCAAUAAACUACUCUGGGCCCAAAUUGAAAUAGCAGAUUAGCUGUCGUCUUUUAGAGAAGUGGCUAGGAAUACAAUGACAAUUAAAUGAGAUUUGAGUGAGAGGCUCUCACUCAAGAGCUUUGUCUAAUGUUGUGUUGAAAUGAUACAGUAUGUUACAUUUGAACUGUAUCAAUACUGAUGCUUUGUAUAUGACCAAAAUGAAUAGAAUUCAUCUGUAUGAUUCAAUUGCCUAUCUUUGGGAUAUAACCUCUAACAAUUUUGUGUGUGUGCUCAUCGUAAUUUCCAGUUUUUUUUCAAACAAGCAUUUCAUUUGUUACUGCAGUCUCUGCAAUCUGCGACAAGAUGUAUUUUUUGUUUUUAUUUCUAUUGGACUCAAAGAGCAUUACUCUUGCAAAUGGAUAUUAGAAAGUUAUUUUCUCACAGCAAGGAUAAAUCAGCCAGGAGGAAUGACAGAGGUCAGCUAGGUAACCAACCUAGGCAACAUAAACCAAGUCACAACCUACCAGUUGAGAAACACUGAUUAUUUGCACAACAGUUACAGUGAUAUAUCCCCAUUUUUGUCCCGACAAAGUAGAGUUGCAGAGUGCAGGAGUGAUGGAAGUUGAUGAGAACGAGCAGAGGUGAAUGACUAUCAACAAGGGAUGUCCCAGUUUUGAUUUUGAAUACUGAUGGCUGAAAAAAAAAAAAAGUCACUUUUUAACAAAAAUCUUUUGUUUGUUGUAUUUUGGUUUGAUCAUAUAAAGUUUAAAUUGCUAUUUCUGACUUUUUAUGAUGGAUAAGUGCUAAAAAAAAAAAAAAAAAACAUUUGUUUGCCCACCAGUGCCACAGUAUUCUUUUAGGUCUAGUGACGCCCCUGCUACUACCGAACAUAAUUCAGUGUUUGUACUGCACUUAUAUGUUCUCUAUUGCAAUAUGAGUUGCCCAAAUGUGUUUGACUUCCAUUGUGUUGUCAAUUCUCUCUCACAGAAGCGCCCCCCCCACACACACACACACACACAAAAAA
This is a messenger RNA of Corythoichthys intestinalis (scribbled pipefish), 10660 nucleotides long. RefSeq names its product cytadherence high molecular weight protein 1. Lineage: Eukaryota; Metazoa; Chordata; Actinopteri; Syngnathiformes; Syngnathidae. The transcript is spliced from 6 exons. The coding region runs from base 299 to 1501 and encodes 400 amino acids. The record is from RefSeq and is a predicted model, not a curated record.